Molecule: messenger RNA, 2772 nt
Organism: Melanotaenia boesemani (Boeseman's rainbowfish)
Lineage: Eukaryota; Metazoa; Chordata; Actinopteri; Atheriniformes; Melanotaeniidae
Exons: 2
Coding region: 401-2701 (766 amino acids)
Biological process (GO): mRNA stabilization
Molecular function (GO): RNA binding; poly(A) RNA polymerase activity
Source: RefSeq, a predicted model, not a curated record
CCGUCUGAUGUGAUGUUCACCCCGCAACAGCUCGGCAGUGCGGUGGCACGCCGGUUCUUCAGCCUGACAUAUCGGUGUGCUCCACCAAUAGAAAGGCAAACUUUGCCAGACUGUACAGCUGCCUUUUGGGUGGCUCCACGGUGCGUGGCUGGUUUCAAACUUGAGUGGUUAUCACUUGUCAGUUGAAGAGAGACCGAGCGUCGUGAUUUACCGUAAAUUUUGUGACGCCUGAUUACCAUGGAAACAGUGCUCUUGCGCUAAGAGGAAACUAUCCGUGUUAACUUCAGCAUCAACCUUUCCAACAGAGUCGGAAAAACCUGUUGGAUACCCCAAUAUAUAUUUAUAUUUUUUUCUGCUGUUUUGUCUCUAUCCUGGCUUUACUUUUCACCAGGUGAGGGCUAUGGAGCUUCAAACUGAGAAGAGGUUCUACAACUUGACCCUUGAACAAGUCCAGGCUCUCGACAAAAUCUUGACCGAAGUUAUCCCAAUCCACGGACGAGGAAAUUUUCCUACUCUGCAGGUGAGGGCAAAAGACAUUAUUCGUGUGGUGAAGGAUCGGCUGGUAGAAAGAGACAUCCAGGUCAAAGAUAUACGCCUCAAUGGAGCCACUGCCAGUCAUAUUCUGGUGAGGGAUAACGGCCUAGGCUACAGAGAUUUAGACAUCAUUUUUGGAGUAGAGUUGCCCAGGCAAGAGGACUUUCAGGUGAUUAAGGAGGUGGUGCUGGGCAGCCUACGAGACCUCCUUCCAUGUGGGGUUAACAGACGGAAGAUCACUUGUCUUACAAUGAAGGAAGCUUAUGUGCAAAAGAUGGUGAAAGUGUUUAAUGAGCAUGACAGAUGGAGCCUCAUCUUGCUUUCUAACAACAGAGCUAAAACAGUGGGGCUCAGAUUUGUAAGUUCCCUUCGAAGACAGUUUGAGUUCAGCGUGGACUCUUUCCAGAUAAUACUAGAUCGUAUGCUGGAGUCUUACUGGGAGACUGAAAAGAAAAAAGGAGUGUUAGCAUUGAAAGCUGGGAAUUUCUCUAAAAGAGACAACAAGGAGGAUAACAACGGGCAAGAACAACCAAACAAACCUCAAGAUGUUGAAGAAGAUACUGAGAAAGAUUCAGCUAUGGCAACCGGAGCAGAAGUUCCAUCUCAGGAUGAAACUGUUUCUGUGCUCGAGAAAGAGCUUCCGCGUGAAGAAGUUGAACACGAAGAUGGAAAGCAUAAAGCGCUGCAGGUGUUAGAACCUGGAGAAAUGACCUUACAGCAGGAGGAAGAGCGUGGCUCUGAAGAUGUUCACCCAGAGGAUGACAUCUCAGAGGUGUUUAAGCUGAGUGAAGAAAGUGGAGAAGAAAAAGAACAAUUUCACAGUGAUUUUGCUUCACUAGCACCUCCAAAACCUUUAUUUCCAGGCGCAGGAGAUCCAUGCACAACACAGUUAUGUUUAAACCAAGAAAGUAAUGAAGAACUAUCUGAGUCUCAGGUUUCCCAGCCUAUCUCUGUAACAAAUACUGAACAGUCGGCUUCAAAAGUAAUACCUCGUUGCGAGGAGAGUAUAGGGUUAGAAGUAGACACAAUAACAUACAGGACUGACAAGACCCCGACCCUGCAAGAUUCACAUCUUGAAUUCUCCUUUCCUCCUCCAGCUAAAAAAACUUGCAGCACUUCACAAGACAUUGUACCGGACUAUUGUCCUUCACCAAAAUUACAGAGAAAAAUGUCUCGGAAGUUGAUCAGCAAGCCUGAAAAAUGGUCUCUGCUGACUGAUUUAUCAGAUCUUACAACACAGCUAUUUCCACCCAUAGAAAUACCAAAGCCUCUUCAGCGGAAACCUUCCCUGCUGGAUGGCAGUCAAAUUCAUGGUUCAGAUGUGCCGUGUUCCAAGUCAGAGAACUUUGAGGGAGUAGAUGCCUCUACAGUUCCCACAUACAUUCCAGUCAGUACACCUCAGGAAGCAGCAGGUUCUUGUGAAACUGUAGAACAAACUGUUAAACCAAAACACUCAAAGAAGCCUCCUGAUUCAGAGGCUCAAAGCCUCACAUGUGGAACAAACACAGCUUCACAAACUCAGGUAGAUGAUCACAGACCUGAGAUGCCAAACACUGUCUCAAGCUCAUGGAUCGGGGCUGCAAGGGAGCCCAUCAUUACUGUUGAGGCUGAGUGCAUGUAUGGAGAUUUUGAGCAGGCGAUAGACCACCUUCGCCACCGCCUCAUUGCCACCCACAACCCAGAGGAGAUCAGAGGAGGUGGCCUGCUAAAAUACAGCGACCUGCUGGUGAGGAACUUCAGGCCAGCCUGUGAGACAGAGAUCAAGUCCUUGGAGCGGUACAUGUGCUCCCGUUUCUUCAUAGACUUUCCUGAUGUAAGUGAGCAGCAACGGAAGAUUGAGGCUUACUUGCAGUGCCAUUUCCUUGGUAACGAGGAGACAAGCAAGUACGACUAUUUGAUGACCCUUCGGCGUGUGAUAGAUGAAAGCACGGUGUGUUUGAUGGGACAUGAGAGGAGACAGACGCUCAAUAUGAUCACAGUCCUGGCUUUGAGGGUGCUGGGCGAGCAGAAUGCCAUCCCAAACACGGCCAAUGUUACCUGCUUCUAUCAGCCAGCUCCGUACAUGACUGAGCCAAUUUACAACAGCUUCUACAUCACUCAGGCUCAGCCCCAGCUCGUCUACCACCCCUACCCUCUGCAUGUCCACAUGCAGACUGGCCUGGUGUAGCUACAGUGACAUGCCUACAUGGAGGCAUGCAGGCUGCUCUUUCGCAUAGUGCUCUGAAAGCAGAGGCACAA